ACAGAAGGACUCACUUGUAGCGAGCGUUGACCGGCGCUGGCUGUCAUUUGCACGGCGCCGUUUUGCAACAAUCUGAGCUCGUGGAAUAAAUUCUAUUUUUUUUUGUUGCAAGAAUCUCAUUCUGGGUUCAAUGAAGUUGAUAUUGGAAUCUCGUAAUGAGGUGGCUUCUGCCGUGGAUUCUAAUAGUAGCCAGCACUCAUCAGGUCUUUUCCCAACAUUCCACAGCCAUGCCUCCCUUGACACCGACCAUAGAGCUGUAUAACCGGACAGCGUACUGCAAAUGGCCGUGCAAGUGUGCCAAGAGCGCCCCCCUGUGUCCGCCAGGGGUCAGUGUGCUCAUGGACGGCUGUGACUGCUGUAAGGCCUGUUCCAAACAGGUGGGGGAGACCUGCAACGAGGCGGACGUCUGUGACUACCAUAAGGGACUGUACUGUGACUACAGCGUGGACAAGCCGAGGUACGAAAAAGGAGUAUGUGCCUACAUGGUGGGCACAGGCUGCGAGUACGACGGAGUGAUCUACCGGAACGGUCAGAGCUUCCAACCCAGCUGUAAGUACCGCUGUCUGUGUGUAAACGGCGCCAUCGGUUGUGUGCCGCUCUGCACAGACUCCCAACCGCCCCGGGUGUGGUGCCAGACGCCCAGGCGGGUCAAACUGCCGGGCCGAUGCUGUGAGCAGUGGAUCUGUGACGAGCCCAGGAAGACGCGCAAGGCAGACCCCAGGCCUGCUGAGAUAGUGCGCGCCAGCCACAAUGAGGUCUGGCAUAAGAACUGCAUUACCCAGACAACCUCCUGGUCCCCGUGUUCCAAGACCUGUGGACGUGGCCUGUCCCUGAGGAUCUCCAACGCCAACGACCAGUGUGAGUUGAUCAAGGAGUCGCGCCUCUGCAACAUCCGGCCCUGUGACGUCGACAUCACCAAGCACAUCAAGCCAGGGAAGAAGUGUCUGAACAUUUACAGGGAGGAGCAGAGCCAGAACUUCACAAUCUCAGGCUGCAACAGCAAGAAGCCCUACCGUCCAAAAUACUGUGGUGUCUGCGUGGCCACAGACGAUCGCUGCUGCAUCCCUUACAAGUCCAAGACUAUCGAGGUGGAGUUCGAGUGUCCCAACGGAGCCACUCUGACAUGGCAGGUGAUGUGGAUCAACGCCUGCUUCUGUAACCUCAGCUGCAGGAACCCCAACGACAUCUUCUCUGAGCUGGAGCACUACUACGACCACAAUGAGGUCAUCAACUGAGCAGCCUUGUCCGAGCCUGAACGUACGGCCCACAGGGCAGGAGACCAUCUCCUGUUUCUGUAGCAUGAGGAAGUUUAGUGUACAAGUACAACCCCUGGGUAAGACGCUAGUCUGCCGCGGGGCCUUACCCAAAUACAUCUCCUUAAUGCUGAAUGCCAAGCGUUUUUAGAGUCUUUGCUAGGAUUGGACUGGGGAGAACUGAGCAGAGGACAGGUUAAUUUAGGUUAUUAUUGACUCCAGCUUUACACUCCUUGGAAUAAAGGGAUUGAUGAUUUGUUGGUUAGUUGAAGUACCAGGCUGGAACAAAGGCUGCACACCUCUAAGGUCCCCAGGAGGAGGAUGGAAGAACAUUGCAGUUGAACCCUGCCCAAACUCUUCAUUAUGAUCUUGAUAAAAAACACACACAAAAAUUAUGCACAGGGUUUAUCUGUUAUUUAACCUCCAUUCAAUGAAACGAAAAGGUAUGUAGGUGUUUUUCAAUCUAAAUAUACACUCAGUGUACAAAACAUUAAGUACACCUUCCUAAUAUUGAGUUGCACCCCCUUUUUGCCCUCAGAACAGUCUCAAUUCGUCAGAGAAUGGACUCUACAAGGUGUCCAAAGCGUUCCACAGGGAUGCUGGCCCAUGUUGACUCUACAAGGUGUCCAAAGCGUUCCACAGGGAUGCUGGCCCAUGUUGACUCUACAAGGUGUCCAAAGCGUUCCACAGGGAUGCUGGCCCAUGUUGACUCUACAAGGUGUCCAAAGCGUUCCACAGGGAUGCUGGCCCAUGUUGACUCUACAAGGUGUCCAAAGCGUUCCACAGGGAUGCUGGCCCAUGUUGACUCCAAUGCUUCCCAAAUUGGCUGGAUGUCCUUUGGGUGGUGGACCAUUCUUGAUACACACGGGAAGCUGUUGAGCGUGAAAAACCCAGCAGCGUUGCAGUUCUUGAUACAAACCGGUGCACCUGGCACCUACUACCAUACCCUGUUCAAAGGCACCUACUACCAUACCCUGUUCAAAGGCACAUACUACCAGACCCUGUUCAAAGGCACCUACUACCAUACCCUGUUCAAAGGCACCUACUAUCGUACCCUGUUCAAAGGCACCUACUACCAUACCCUGUUCAAAGGCUCCUACUACCAUACCCUGUUCAAAGGCACCUACUACCAUACCCUGUUCAAAGGCACCUACUACCAUACCCUGUUCAAAGGCACUGACAUCUUUUGUCUUGCCCUUUCACCCUAAGAAUGGCACACAAACACAAUCCAUGUCUCAAGGCUUAAACAUCCUUCUUUAACCCGUCUCCUCCCCUUCAUCUACACUGAUUGAAGUGGAUUUAACAAAGUGACAUCAAUAAGGGAUCAUAUCUUUCACCUGGUCAGUCUGUCAUGGAAUGUUUUGUACACUCAGUAUAUUAGCGGAAGUUGAUCAUGUAUUUGUGAUGAUACCAUAGUAGGACACAGGGGUCAAACCCAUUGUAAUUAUGCAUCAUAUUCAUGUGGGGAUAAUCUUCUACCAAGUUAGGGCAUUAACCACUCGAGUGGUCAUCCUGUUGUAUACUCUUCUGUUUCCCUCUUGUUGUGUCAUGUCAUUAAGCUUACUGUGUAUGUACUGUUGUGCUCAAAACAUUUAGUCAAGUAUUUUGUAGUUUACUGCAAAGUGUACAGUAUAUCAGACAAGAUUCUCUCACAUUUUCUCAGUUUUGCAUUGAUUUCCAUUGACUCUUAGUGAACAAUAAUAGUGUUUGUCUCAAUGUCUGCAUUGUCAAGUCAGUUAAAAGUGUAGCAACUUUUUAUUGAUUGAAAUUUGAUUGAGAUCAGCUCAAUAAGUGUUGUCAUUUAUUUCAUUGGUCAAUACUCUAGUAAACCAUAUACCAUAUCAAAUGUCAUCAUAAACAACAAACAAACUCAUCCAGGAAGUCACAUUUGAUUGGUUCAAAUAAAUACAAAGUAUUAAGAUUUGGGUCGUGACAAAUCUUUUCAAAUAAAUUUUGUAAAAAUAA
This is a messenger RNA of Oncorhynchus masou masou (cherry salmon), 3218 nucleotides long. RefSeq names its product CCN family member 4-like. The record is from RefSeq and is a predicted model, not a curated record. Gene Ontology annotation, biological process: signal transduction; cell adhesion. Gene Ontology annotation, molecular function: integrin binding; heparin binding. The transcript is spliced from 5 exons. Gene Ontology annotation, cellular component: extracellular region; extracellular matrix. Lineage: Eukaryota; Metazoa; Chordata; Actinopteri; Salmoniformes; Salmonidae. The coding region runs from base 156 to 1235 and encodes 359 amino acids.